This is a messenger RNA of Amoebophrya sp. A120, 9585 nucleotides long. The record is from the annotation of a GenBank genome assembly. Lineage: Eukaryota; Dinophyceae; Syndiniales; Amoebophryaceae.
GCCGAGUCGUUCUCUGUGACGAAAUUUUGUUUGAAAAUCCUGUAGUUUUAGAAGAUUAUCAGUGGUUGCAAGAUGACCAAGGUUGGUAUUGUAGAAAUUGUAUCCGCGUGAUGUUAAAAAUCUACCUUCCGAUGUAGGAGUGGGUAAGAAAGUGGUUGUGUGUAAUCCUUUCUCGAAAAUAAAUUAGUUGCCCCUUCCCCUCGGUACAGACACGAAACAAAACUUGAAAUUUAUCGAAGGAAAAUAAAUCACUAAACAUGACCUGGGCCUGCGACGCCUGCACGUUCCUCAACGAGGAGAGUGCGCAUUCCUGUGAGAUGUGCGGCACCGUGCGGGUAAAAAAACCGGUCCUGCGCCUCUCCGCAAAUAUGGCGUUCUCAACUGUUACAUUCUCAAGCGUAACAUGAAUUUGUGAUGCAAGAAUGGAAAAAGUGAAAGAAGGAAGAUUGCGCCUUUUGCAAGAGAAAUUUUGCGCAGAUUUUGGUGCUGUUUAGCCCGUCGCAAAUUUGUCAUGCGAAGCAGCUUGAUCUUGUGGAUGGUCAUGGUAUUUUUGCAUGACAAAUCCAUGUAACAGUUGAGAAUGUAACGUUUGAGAACGCCAUAGCAAAUCGGGCCGGCGUGGAGAGUGUCAGCCCAGCAGGAGGAGUUUCAUCUGCAGGAGGUGGAGCUGCUGUAGUGCCGCAAGAACAUCAGAACGGCCCGGCUUCACACCAACAGGCAAUCUCACAUGAUCAACCAGUGCUAAACUUGGCCUCCGGAGCAGGGGUGUCUUCGUCAACGAACGGGCAAAAAAAUGCGGCACCUGGUGCCUGCACAGUGUCGGAGAAAGCUGCUCCAUCCGGGAAUAAAGCGAAAGCAAAACCUCCAUCAGCUGCUGCCUCCUCGCAACCACCUUCCGGUCCCGUAGGGAUCAGCCAGGAGGAGCGGCGGAGGAGAGAGCAGGCGAUUGCGGCGAAAAAAUUGGUAUGGAUCGCAAAAGUAUCGUUAGCGUUACAAAUUUGCUCAACAUGGCAACUGAAAUCUGUCAUGCUGAUUUACCUUGCGAAAGAUUUUUGUCAUGCAUAAUUGCGAUUAGUACUACGAGUACGAUACUUUUGCAAUGCAUAAUUGGAAAAAGAGGAAAAACUGCGGUUGGAGCGACUCCGGUUUGAACAGGACCUAUGCAUUGCAAAAGUAUCGUACUCGUAUAAAUGCAUUACAAAUUUCCCCAGCAUGAGAAAUAUAAUUUGUAAUGCGGAUUUAGCUUAAGAAGAAGAUUUGUAAUGCAAGUCUUGCAUUUAUACGAAUGCGAUACUUUUGCACAGGAUAGGACCGGGCACUGUACAACGAGCUGCACAAUCCGACUAUGAACUGCAAAAGUAUCGUACUCGUACGUAGUAAUUGUAAUCAUGCAUCGCAGAUCUUUUUCUUAUAGUUAAAUCUGCAUGACAAAUUUUAUUUCUCAUGCUGAGGAAAUUUGUAUAUGCAUUUAUACGAGUGCGAUACUUUUUCUUUUGCACUGCAUACCGACCGCGAAAAAUACUGCGACCACUACUUCCGGGGCAGGAACAGGAACAGCAGUCACUGGUGCCAAUAGCAAUACAGGAGCACUGCAACACCCGCAAGCAGGAGGCGCAGCCAGCUCAUCGGGGCUGAAAUCUGGGAUAAACACUUGCGCUAGCCCUUCUCUGCCUCCCGCAAACGCGUCCUGUCGGUUGCAAAUCAAGUCGGAGAAGCACACACAGUUCGCGAUCAACACGACGGCGUUUAACGGGUCAGCGUCGCUAGCCGAUGUCUACGAAUUCGCGAAGGAGGAGUUGCUGAAAUUACGCAACGCAUCCUUACCCUUCCACGAAAAUGCGAACCCGCAGUUUCGCGAGCAGACGAUGCGAAUGAUCGAGGAGGCGCGGGAAUUGCAGAACAGAGAGUUAGCGAAAGCGAACUCAGCAGCUUCUUCUACGGCUGGAAAUGGAGCUACCACCUCUGCAGAUGAAAAAUCGCGUCCGGCUCUGCGGCAGGGUUUUCCCCCGUUUAAAAAGUGGAGUGUGGGGGAAUUAGAGACGGCGACGUUGCGCGAGGCAGGAGUGGUGCCGAGUGGGUGUUUGAUUCUCUGUAUGCAUUGCAAAAGUGUUGUGCUACCUAGUAUGUAGAAAUCGCAACACAAACGUGGAGUUUGUAAUGCUGAUUCAGGUAUUAAGAGGGUAUAGGGAGCAUAAUCUGCCAUGCAGUACAUACUGCGGCUGGUACGAGUGCGAUACUUUUGCACGAGGAUACUCUGUGAUCGGGAAGUGGUGGUACCAUCAAAUACUGCCGGAACUUCUGGCGCGGCCAGAGCGAGUGCCAACAACAGCAGUAGAAGUGUUGUGGCUAGUACGCGGGCAGGAGCGAAUGCCGAUGCCGAUGCGGGUACUGCAGAUGAGGGAAUAAUCUACUUCGGCGGAGGUCGUGCUGUGUCGGCGCACCGAGACGAUGAGGAGGAGGAUGAGCAAAUGCCCGACGUAGUGGAAGAUAGAGACGACGACCCCAACGAGAACUCGCCAGCUGGCGGAGGUACACAUGAUGAAGACGAUCAUGAUGAAAGUGUCGACGACGAUAGUGUUUUCCAGCGACAAUUUGGGGAAAUUUUCGGAGGCACCAGCAUGUUCCGGCCAUCAAAUGCGAAUGCCGGCGGCUUUGUCGGGAACACUUUGGGCGGCCGCGGGGGCGCACGCGCAGCUGGUGGAGCAAUGUUUGGCGGCCUGAUGGAUACCAGCCGCAUUCGGGGCAUCGGAGCAGGGGCGUCUCAAACCUCCGGUUCUGCUGGUUAUUUCCAACCCCCCGGUCGCUCCGCAGCCGCGAAAGCAAAAGCGGCGAGCCAGCCAACUGUUACGAGAACCGCGGAGGAACAGGAAGCGGCGCGGCAGCGGCAACGGGAGGCGGCGCUGAAGAGGAUGGGCGGCGGUGGUGGUGCCGCUACUGGCACAACUAGUGCGGGAGAUGGAGCAGGACGAAAUAUUAGCGCCAGUUCUAACACACCAGCUGCGAGUUCGACUGCGGGAGUUGUAGUUGUCGCUGCCCCUCCUGGUACGGCCGUAGUUACAACUUCUAACCCAGGAGCACAAGGACCACAGCAUCAAGCCACUCGUGCUGAUUCCGCCGGAGCUGCCACUGCACUACAAGAGACACCUUCAACAGCGGGCGGGGCAGUGACCGGUAAUGCAGCUGCGAAAGCCGCCCCCGCCCACGCGGCUCCCACCCCAGGCCUUACCAUCCAUUCCGCCACCCGGAAGCGCCGGGAAGAAGAACGGAGGGAGAUUUUGAAGCGCGUGGAAGAGGAACGCAGAUCCUACGUCGACAGAUUGCAGCAACAGCAAACGCAAAACGCCGCUGCCGCCAGCGCAAGUUCGCCCAGUGGAGAUCAGCCAACACACCACCUUUCGGAACAGGAGCGGCAGGCGCGACUGGAUGCGAUUUUGGCACGGCAACUUGCAAUGCAGGAGGCGGAAGAGCAAGAUGAUGAGAUGAGUGGCGCGCUGAAUGAGGAAGGGAUCGAGUCACGUCCUCUUGCAGGUGAUGCUAUGAACUGCAAAAGUAUCGUACUCGUAUAAAUGCAUUACAAAUUUCCUCAGCAUGACAAAUAAAAUUUGUAAUGCUGAUUAAGGUUAACGUUAAGGAAAAGAUUUGUAAUGCUAAUGCAUGAAUACGAGUACGAUACUUUUGCACAGGAUAGAUGCGAAUUCAGACCAAUCAAAUGAACGUCGGCUGAGUCAAACGGUUCUCGACCUGAUUAUCAAAUGCAAAAGUGUACUCUUCGUCUGGAAAAGUGGAACUUGUGAUGCGUGUCUUGCAUUCCUGGAAAAUCUGUGUUGCAUGAAGAGCAGCAAAAGAGAAACUUGCUUUGUCAUGCAAAAAGGCAAUUUGUAAUGCGUGCUAGACCUAGGCAUCAGCAGGCGACUCAAAAACUUGUCAUGCUUGGCUGCCACUGCAAGCGCUUCUAUCAUGCUCAAUUCAGCAUGAUCACAGGUUUCCCGAUCCAGACAUAUUUGCAGUGCAUACUGAUUGCCGAGGACGAGUUGAACCAACCAAAAGUGAGGAUCACGCUGCAGUGCCAGCGCUGGCGGGAGACGAAAACGUUUGACCCGAAGAAAACAACGCUGCAGCAGAUGCUGGAAGCAUUUGUAGGGACGGAUACCGAAGAUCAUGUAGUAACCGGCGGUGAUGGAGGUGGGGCUACUUCGAAUGGAAAUGUUGGUACUUCCGCGCCGGCGUGGGCGCCCCCAAGCACACCGACUCCCGCGCCUGCAGCAGCAGGAGGUGCCAGUACUAGUACAGCGAGAACUACUGCUAUCCGGUGUCCUGUGACAAGGCAGCAGCUGCAAAACUACAAGCUUUCUCUGGCCUUCCCGCCCCGCACGGUGUUCCUAGACUGGAGCUUGUUGCUGCAAGACGAUAGCGAACUCUGCCGGUCCAGCGGAUGCUCGCUAGUGUUGCGGGAGUCUGACGUCCCGGAGAGUCAGGCAGUGGCUCCAAUAAAUAUACCGAUGGAGAUCGUGGAUUUGACUGGGGAAUCCGAAUCGAACCCAUCUCAUCUUCAGGAACAAAACGCUGCUUCGCCAAACAGCAAGGAAACGGACAGCUUGCCGAAGCGGGUCAAGAAAAAUUAUCAAAAUGAAAAAUCCCCCCUCCCCAUAUCACAUUGGAAGUCUGUGAUGCAGAUUUGUGGUCACAAAUCAGCUUUGUCAUGCCAGAAGGGAAAAGAUGCGGACUGUACUGCUGGGCUGCGUGGGAAAGCCUUGCAUCUUCAGCAUGACAGGAGACAGCUGGAAGUGGGGAACAGCAUGAAGACAAAUUGCCUGCAAGCGAGGCCACAACUGCGUCUCUUGGCCUUCUGGCAACACAAGUCGAUUUGUGUACUCAAAUACGGCAUCACAAGUUUCGUGUUCGAUAUGGGGAGGGGGGAGUUUUCCUCAUGAUAAAAAUACCAAUGCGGUCAUCGCGCAGAACAGUCGCAGCGUCUUUCCGCCUGGAGCUGGGUCCUCUAGCGGUUGUACAACCGCUAUCAGUUGCAAACAUGUCCUGUGCAGGGUCUGGGCAUCAAGUCGUGCCCAUGUUUGUCAUGCAGUUUUUUUUGUUUUUGCCUACGAAUGCGGAGUUGAAUCUUUUGCACAACCUUGUAUGCUGACCAUGCAUUACAAAUUUCUGUGUUCUGUAAAAUGUGCAUCAGCCACAUCAAGAGUACAUGUUUGCGGUGCAUACCCGCGUCCGGCGGAUUGUCCCAGCAAGAACGGCAGCAGCGGCAGGAGGAGAUGCAGAGGAAAAGACAGGAGAAGAUUCUAGAGCAGCAAAGAAUUCUGGACGAAGCCAAACGCGACCGCGAAUUCCGCGAAGCGCGGCGGCAGGUCGGGUUCAAAAACGACAUUUUAAAGCAGGGGCCCGCGUUCGUCGUAAAUCCGAAUAGUACAAGUGGAGGCGGUAAUAUGGGAGCUGCUUCAUCUAGUUCCUCCGCUGCAUUUAUUCCCGGUACUCUAGUGCAACCGCCAGGGCCAGGCGGGAACAACAACAAGGGAACUACGAAAGGCAAGGGGAAACAAGGCGAUGGCCAGGGAGUUCCUCUUCCUGCUCGUGGUGGCAAGAACGCCACAGGAGCUGCUGCUGCUGCAGGUGCCGCGGACCAGCUACCAGGAGUAGCGGCCGCUGCGGCUGUGCUCCAACCUGGUGAAGGACCUCUACACCAACAGCCACCUGGAGCAGCGACGAGUACUAACGAGGUCGUGGAAUUGAUCUCUGACAGCGAGGAUGCUCCUGCUCCUCACGUAGCUGUAGUUCCUGGCGUAAACAAAAACAACAAUUCCUCCUCGACAGCAGCCAGAGUCGCUGCAGUCCCGCCGCCGACGUGCCAGCAGCACAAUGACAAUCAACAACGACCUCCGGGGGCGAGUUCUUCUUCGUCGUCCGCUGUGAGAGGUGCGGGUGGCCCUGUUGCUGCCGUUACUGGUGGAGGUGCGGCCUCCUCCUCGUCCUCCUCUGCCGCGCGAGCGAGCGCACCGAACCGAUACCCGCACACAAUGCGCAAAAUCCGAAUCCGGCUUCCGGACGGCAGAAUGGAAAACUCGCACGAGUUUGACCCCAACCACGCGGGCAGCGUGCCACUGUUGACUUUCAUCGAGACGGCUUUCCCACCCAUCGCAAGCGAGGAGGGCCAGAACGCGUGGGCGGUAUGAAUUUUUUUGGUAUUUGCUGUGACAUCAUUCUAAUCUUCUCGUGUGGUGACCGGUAAUAGGAGGUGGAGUGAAGAUCCUUGACCUGUUGGUCAGCAUUUUUUUCAAAAAAAAGCGCUUAAAAUAAAGGGAAUCUUCAUGAAGAUCAAAAACUGUAAGUUCUAUCUUUUUCUUUUGUCUACUUGUACUUAGCCACUAGCUGCACUAGCGACGAGAUCAUCCUCAAAGAUAGAAACCCGCAAUCGACGAUCACGAAUCUUCCCGUAGUUACGAGUACUAUGGUCGCUCCGUUCCGCUUGCAGUGUUUGACUUUGUCUCCGCAAGCUUUUUUCGCGUACCGAAAGCAAAGUAUCAACUUGCCUCCUCUCCGCCGGCGCAAACUUGAUUUGCAUUUAUGCAUUACAAAUCUUUUUGUUAAGGCAAAUUCGCAUGACAAAUUGAAUUUGUAAUGCUAAGUCGUUUAUUUCUGUGUUUGCGUCGGAUCGAAUGGGGGUGACAGUUUCUAGUAGUUUGAUAAGAUUUUAAUAAAAUCCGGAUGCAGCCAGGACCAGUAGAACGCUUUUGCACAAUGCACGAGAAGAUGAAUUUCAAGCAAAGUUUUGCAGCAAAAUGGAUUUUUUCGAAUUUCGCAUUCGCAUGAACGAGAUGUAUAAACCACUUAUCAGGUCGUGAUCACAAGUGGUGCGUUAGCUCGACGGGAAAUCGUCCCGAAGGCCGACAUAUGAACUGCAAAAGUAUCGUACUCGUAUAAAUGCAUGACAAAUUUCCUCAGCAUGAGAAAUAGAAUUUGUAAUGCGGAUUCAACUUGAAAAAGAAACUUGUAUAUGCAUAAUUGCGAUCACUACGAGUACGAUACUUUUGCACAGGAUACAACCUGUACAAGGAGCUGGAAAAGUUUCCCGGCCUGUUUCCGUAUUCAUAGCAAAUAUGUCGGGGUCUGGAAGGUUGCAACUUGCGUUGCUGUCUUUGGAUUCUAAAAGAAUCUGUAUUGAAUGACCAACAAGAGGAGCCCAGUUUGUGCUACGCGAGGAGAGCAUUUCUCAUGCGGGAUGGACAUCACGAAGCGCUCUAAAAAUAUGUGAUGCUAGGUUAUGCAUUACAGGCACGAUGGGUCAUGCAAAAUAUGCAUGACAAACCUCGCAAUCUUGAGUACCCAAACAUAUUUGCAGUGGAUAGUCCGCUCGGCGGAACCAUUUUGAUCGUGAAUUCCGAUACGGCACACGCGGACAACAUGACGCAAGGUACUGUGUAGUUGAUGUCAUGCGAAGACCACUGCGAGUCGUUGUACUUGAUGAAAUACGGCUUGACGAUAAAUCUUCCGAGUAGUUUUAUUUGGCUUGACUCUUCGUGAGCUCGUGCUCGCCCAGUGGAAGUUGGGCGACGAGUUGUAGACUCUUCACGUCUACUGAUAGUUCAAGUUCAGGCUCUUUGAUUUGAGAAUUUGAGAAAAACUUCUAUAUCUCCGUAGGUUACGGCGCCCUUCCCGGUAUUUCACGCUCCCCGGUCGCGUCCUCGCCGUCCAAUAACCGCAGCCGCAACAACUACCGCCGCCGCUCGUCUGAGGACCGGCAGCAACGCCUGCGCCGUCACCAAGAAGCCGAAGACCGGCGGUACGCACAGCAUAUGCAUUGGAAAAUUAUCGUACUAGUGUAAAUGGCAUUACAAAUUUGCUCAACAUGACAACUGGAACUUGUCAUGCUGUUUUACCUUAAAAACAAGAUUUGCCAUGCAUAAUUGAAAUUAGUACGAGUACGAUACUUUCGCACAGGAUAGAGCAGUUGGCCCGCAGGCGGGAACGUCGAGAAGGUACUUCUAUGUCUGACGGAGAUUGGUCGGACGAUGAUGAUGACCUCGACAGCGACGGAGACUUUGACAUGGACGGCGAAGAUCAUCAUGGGAACAACGAAGAUUCGUACGGUGACUACGGCUACGGUAGUAGCUUUCGUUCCGGGAGCAACAGUAUGAAUUGCAAAAGCAUCGUACUAGUAUAAAUUGCAUAUACAAAUUAUUUCCUCAGCAUGAGAAAUGAAAUUUGUCUUGCGGAUUUACCUUCGGAAAAAAAAUUGUAAUGCAUGACUGCAAUUGCUACGAGUGCGAUACUUUUGCACAGGAUAAACAGCAACCUCAUUGACCCUUUCAGCCCGGAAGAGAUGGCCGCCGCUCACGGAGCUGCCGUAUCAAAUGCAAAAAUGUCAUCUGGGCCUGGAAGGUUGGAACUUGUGAUGCUAACUUUGGACUCUAAAAAAAUCUGUAUUGCAUGACCAGCAAGACGAGGAGUCUAGUUUGUGCUACGCGGGGACGAGGGCAUUUGUCAUGCGGAGUAGGCAUCGAGAAGGAUUCUAAAAGUCUGUGAUGGUAGGGCAUGCAUCACACACAAUCCUGGGUCAUGCAAAAUAUGCAUGACAAACCCGGCAACAUUCCAGACCCAGACACUUUUGCAUUUGAUACGAUGACGAUCCCUACGAAAUCGACGAUCCAAGUUACCAGCGCCUGGUCCGCCAAAUCGGCGCGGAAACGUUCAAAAGCAAGAACAGCGGCAGCAGUUCUUCGGCCGCGGCCUCCUCGAUGAGCGCGGCCCCGGCGCUCGUAGGCCCAGCAUCUUCGUCUGGAUCCGCACUUUCCGCCCCGCCCGCGGGAAAAGAGUCGGUAGGGUCAGCACCAGCAGCAGCAGCGGGGUCGUCGAGUAGGACGACAGGGAAUGAAGAGUAUCAAAUGUCAAAAUGUCUGGGUCUGGAAGAAUGCAACUUGUCAUGCUAAAUCUGAAGCAUGCAAAAAUCUGUGUUGCAUGAUUACCAAAAGUCGUCCAGUUUUGACCAAGUCGCGAGGGAGUUCCUCAUGCAGGAUAGGCAUGAGAGAGAUCGCACAGAAUCUGUCGCGCUAGGUCCUGCAUUCCAGACCUCAUGGGUCAUGGAAAAGCCGCAUGACAAAUCGCGCAUUCUUCCAGGCCCAGACAUUUUUGCAUUUGAUAAAGAGGAAGUUUGUGCAAUCUGUCAGUGCCCGUUUCAAGAGGGGGAUGACCUCGGGCGGCUGGAGUGCUUUCACCGUUUUCACAAAAAUUGCAUCGAGACUGGGCUUAUCCGCUGCAAAUUCAAAUAUGUCUGGGUCUGGAAACUUGUGAUGCUAAUUUGUGAAUGACGGACGUACACGAACACGUACUGCAAUACGCAGCCACGCAUGACAAGAUUCGGGGCUCCUCUGUGCUUCGCUUUCUGCAUGGCAAACUGCACUUAAUAUGCCUUACAGGCGAAGAGGCUUUUUUCCACCUGCUCACGCAUCACAGAUACAGCCGUCAUGUGAAACAAGCAUGACAAAUCUAGCAAUCUCCACCCAGAGCCAGACAUUUUUGCAGUGCAUAGGACUGCGGUACUCCAGUCAGUGUCCGGUGUGCAAGUACCGGUUGCGGGAGUGA